AUGGCCCGGCUCCAAUACAACAGCGCGGUCGAAGCAUUCCGUGCCCAGGAAUACCCAAUGCUGCAAGAUUCUGUAUAUCUUGAUCAUGCCGGGAGCACGCUCUGCUCAAAGUCUUUGAUGGACUCCUUUGCGCAAGAGAUGACAUCAGUUCUCUACGGAAACCCACAUUCCGCAUCAUUACCGUCCCAGCAGUCCACAUCAAAGAUCGACGAAGUACGGAUACGCCUUCUGAAUUUCUUCAAGGCCGAUCCGGAACAGUAUGAUUUGGUCUUCGUGGCGAAUGCAACUGCUGGCGUAAAGCUAGUAGUUGAGGGCAUGAGAUCCUUGCCAGAAGGUUUUGUCUUUGCUCAUCACCAAGCCUGCCAUACUAGCGUUGUGGGAGCAAGAGAAGAAGCGCAUCGAAGUGUCUGCCUCGAUAACACCGGAGUUCAGUCUUGGUUAGACGGUGAAAAUCCGUUCAAGCCAACGACGCUUGGUGAUCGUACCACAUUAUUCGCAUACACAGCCCAGUCUCAUAUGGACGGCAGGAGAUAUCCCCUGUCUUGGGCCAAGAAGUUGAAGAAUAGUCAGAAUCAAUCUUCGCCCCGAAUAUUGACACUCUUAGACGCGGCAUCACUUAGCGCCACUUCACAACUCGACCUUUCACAUCCCGACUUUGCUGCGGAUUUCGUUGUACUAAGUUUAUACAAGAUUUUUGGAUUUCCAGACUUGGGCGUUCUCCUCGUCAGGCGUUCUGCGGCGUCUAUAUUCAGCCAUCGAAAAUAUUUUGGUGGCGGCACGGUGGACGUGGUAGUCUGUGGAGACGAGCCGUGGCAUGCUCUGAAAUCUUUAUCUCUCCAUGAGCGUCUUGAAGACGGGACACUGCCGUUCCACAAUAUCAUUGCCGCUGGCAUAGCAAUAUCGACUCAUCAACAGCUUUUUGGCUCUAUGGAUCAAAUCAGUUUUCACACAGCAUAUCUAAGUCGUGAACUCUACCGUGGGCUGUCUGAUUUACGGCACGCAAACGGGAACCCUGUUUGUCAUAUUUAUUCAGAUAUGCCUGAUGAUACGGCGCUCUUUGAUACUGGACCAGUCAUUUCUUUUAAUAUUCAAGACAGUCGUGGUUUAUGGAUUGGACUCGCUGAAUUUGAGAAACUGGCCAUUUUGAAGAAGAUGCAUAUAAGGACAGGGGGUGUGUGCAGUCCUGGUGGGAUUGCGUCUGCUCUCGAUUUACAACCUUGGGAGAUGAAGCGAAAUCUUUCUGCUGGAAUUCGAUGUGGCGAAGACAGUAACCGAUUUGCCAACAAACCCACUGGCAUAAUACGCGCUAGCCUAGGAGCAAUGAGUACCAAAUCGGAUGUGUCUCAAUUUCUGGCUUUUAUGAAAGAGUUCUUUGUGGAGGACCUGUUUACAACGCCAAAUCAGAUCGAUCCUAGCCUGAAAACUAUCGGUGCGUCAUCAAAGCUUCGAGUCAAAAGUAUUGCUGUAUACCCGAUCAAGAGCUGUAGCGGCUAUAUCGUUCCGCCUGGGGUUCGUUGGGAAGUGCGGCCCGAGGGGCUAGCCUGGGAUCGAGAGUGGUGCUUGAUUCACCGAGGAUCAGGGCUUGCUCUCAGCCAGAAGCGCUAUCCACAAAUGGCCCUGUUGCAGCCUUUGCUGCUCUUUGAUGAGGACGUUCUCCGCGUGAAAUAUCGUGGAAGCGCGAUGAAAGGGCAGCCGACCUAUGUAGAUAUACCGCUAUCCAACGACCCAUCUCUCUUUGACACAAACUUUCGCCAAACAAGCUCUAGAGUUUGUGGCGAAAACAUAUCUGCGCAAGCCUAUCUCUCUGAGCAAAUUAACGACUUCUUCACCGACUCUCUUGGAAUUCCAUGUGUGCUGGCAAGAUUUCCAGCAGGAGGCCGGGGAGCUGGUAGCAGGCUCUCCAAAGCUCGGAUGCAGAAGCAUCAGCAGACAGAAAGUGCUCAAAGCUGCCAGUACUCUUCUUUCCCCGAUAUUCCCUCUCCCCCUGAUUCGGAUUCUGAGCAGCAGAGCCAACCGGGGAAGAUUCUUCUAUCCAAUGAGAGCCCGAUUCUGAUGAUAUGUACCCCUAGCGUGGAAUCGCUCAAUCAGAGCAUCGUAAAGACUGGAGGAGCAGCUGUGGAAGAAGCAGUCUUUCGGGCGAAUAUCGUGAUUGAGACUUCUCCAGGCCAACAAAGCCGUCCUGCUUACUCUGAAGACAUGUGGAGGACGGUUAGUAUUGGAGAUCACAUUUUCAAGCUCUUGGGAGCCUGCCAGAGAUGUCACAUGGUAUGCGUGGAUCAAAAUACUGGCGAGAGAAGGCAAGAACCGUUCUCAACGCUUGCGAAAACGAGGCGUCUAAACGGCAAGGUUUAUUUUGGUACACAUAUGCGCCAUGAACCUACUGAGCAAUACGACGAGGUAAAUGCCCCGAGGCCCGCAGUACAAGUUGGAGAUGUUGUAGCCGUGGAGGAAGAAGUGUCAGAUACGUACUGCGAACGAUGA
Trichoderma gamsii is the source of this 2481-nucleotide messenger RNA. RefSeq lists its product as hypothetical. Gene Ontology annotation, molecular function: molybdenum ion binding; molybdenum cofactor sulfurtransferase activity; pyridoxal phosphate binding. Lineage: Eukaryota; Fungi; Ascomycota; Sordariomycetes; Hypocreales; Hypocreaceae. The record is from RefSeq and is a predicted model, not a curated record. The transcript has 2 exons. Bases 1 to 2481 code for a protein of 826 amino acids. Gene Ontology annotation, biological process: Mo-molybdopterin cofactor biosynthetic process.